AUGUUUUCCCCAAAUAAAAAAGCCCCGAUGAGCCCGCGCACAGCGGCGCCCUUGAAAGGGCUUUUUCAAGAAGGCAUGUGGAUGUGCAACUGCCCCGAACGUCUGCCCGCAGCCAAACGAGAGACCAAGAAGCCCGGCAAGAACCAAGGACGAUUCUUCUGGACCUGCCAGAAACCUCCAGGGAAACAGUGUGGCUUCUUCCUCUGGGCCGAUGAGGCCGCGGUCCGCGAGAAUGAAACCCUCCUCUCCAACUCUCGCUCAGAGCCUGAAUACCGCGAUUCAAUAUACCGCACACCAUCCAAGAACUUAUACCGCAUAGGCAUUGGCCUGUUGACCCCCCAGACCGAGCGCAGAGUGACAGACGUCCAGCCCCGCCAGUUCAAGACACCGCCAAAGAGCGCAAAGGCACGGAUGAUGGCAGAAGAUACGGAUGAAUUCGGAUGGCACGACGACUCAGAUGAUAAUGAAGCGUUCAGUGAGGUGCUACAGUCAAGCCAGGCAACUGAACCGAUCUUGUCACAACCCAACUUCAACCCCGAAUCACCAUACAAAGCGGCCCGCACUUCGGUGAUGACUUCACCAGGCAAGCGCAAGCUAUUCGAGUAUGCACACGACGAUUCCAGCAGUAACAUUUCUCCACUUGCAACGCCCUCUUCCUCUCGCUCAAGCCGAUUUCCUCCGUCUUCGGCAGAGCUGUGCAUGACGCCAACGCCCAGCAAGUACCGCAAUGUCCUAAGCGCAGACUCAAAGUCGGACAUGUCGGAUUUGGCGAAACAAGCUACUGCUGUUUUGGACAAGCAUGACGUCGUACUGCCCAACAAAGCGCGCGACGAACUUCUAGAACUACUCAACAUUCAUGACUUGAAGUUGAGCGGUGCAAUGAAGGGGCGGGAUGCUGUGCGAAUGGCCCUCGAGAAAGAGAAGUACAACCGUAAGGAAGAGGAGCUGCGUUUGAGAGAGGAAAUUGUGAAGUUGAAAGAGCAGAACAUGAAUCUUGAGGCGCAUAGGGCGAUGCAUCAGACUUUCAUUGAUUCCAUGAAGGAAUGA
Molecule: messenger RNA, 1047 nt
Organism: Penicillium cinerascens
Lineage: Eukaryota; Fungi; Ascomycota; Eurotiomycetes; Eurotiales; Aspergillaceae
Exons: 2
Coding region: 1-1047 (348 amino acids)
Molecular function (GO): zinc ion binding
Source: RefSeq, a predicted model, not a curated record